This is a messenger RNA of Caenorhabditis sp. 36 PRJEB53466, 3294 nucleotides long. The record is from the annotation of a GenBank genome assembly. Lineage: Eukaryota; Metazoa; Nematoda; Chromadorea; Rhabditida; Rhabditidae.
AUGCGAACCAAAGGUCAGUCUCUAUCCUCGUGACGCUCUGUAGUUCACCGUCCUUCGGAGUGUAAAUAACAACAAAACAAUCGUGCAGAACCAGUUUCAAAAUCGAGCCGUUGGCACGUACUCCUCUCUUUUCCACUCAGCACCCGUCCCAAUUUCGCUCUCUUUCUCUCUUGUUUUUCAGUCUUCUCCUCCCUUCUCAGGGUCCCUCUGCCAACUUUACAUCGCAAAGAAUAAACAAGGCGUCCUUCGUCCCUCAGUCGAAUUCAUUAUUUUUUCAGUGAUUUUUUUGAUUUCCAUUCGAUCGAUAACCCAUAAAUUCUCCUACUUACACCUCUUUCCUUCGUACACUCGAAACAGACUGAAUAGGUGGAAAAUUGUCGAUAAGAGAGAAAUUGCAGUUUGAGAGAGACUCCGUCGACCGCCCGCUACUUCGACCCGUUCGCUUCUCACUUGGUAAGUUCUCACGUUUACGUGUAAAAUGUUGGCCCUGUUGGCAUUUCUUAACAUUUUCCCCGCAUGGAUACUGUUUUGGACUAUCUCUACUGGUUUAAGUGGGUUUCAUCGACUCUGGACAACCAAGAUCGAAACGGAUUCAUCUAAGCAUAAUAAAAUAUUUAGUGGCGUUUUGGGGAAAAAUUGCCGGAAUUUUCGAGAAACAGCUAGUUUCUGCUGUUUUAUUUUCAUGACUAAAAAAUCUUGAAAUGGGUUUUUUCUAGAGAGAAGAGAUCAGAAUAUAGAGCGACAAAUAGAUAGAGACGCGAGAGAUAGACGGCAAAUGUGCUGAACAAUUGUUUGUUGACCCAUUCGCUUCGCUUUUUCUUCGCAUUUCCAUCGCAGACACUUGAAAAGCUACGUUCGCAUUAUAGGGUUACGCAUAGAUGGAAAAAACAUUUUUGCUGAACAAUAAACUACGUAAGAAAAAACUGCUGCAUUGCUCCACUAGACAUACGCAUUGACUCAAAAAAAUUGAACAAUUUGAUGGGUUUACUUCAUUAGAGAAUUUUUCUCCCGCAGAGAAUAAAUUACUCUUUGACAUUUCCGACGAAUGGGAUACUAGAAAUUGGGUUCACAGAGACUUUAGGCAACUAAGGAAGAGAAAAAAUGGGAAUGGCGAAAAUGUCACAGCGAUUUGAAGAUCCGAGUUGAGAUAACCUCCGUUACCCUUCGUAGGAUGAAUCCAAACUUGACGAUAAAUGGAAGAGUUAAAUAAAAGCCGAGAAGCAACUUUCGAGGGACCUCAAACCACCAUUCAAAUUGAGAUCGCUAGCGCCGAGCAUCUAGUCAGUUUGUUCUUCAAGAUCAAACUAUCAGUUCCCCAUUGCGCACCCUUCGGUUAGUUUACCAAUACAGCGUGGUGGGUACGUGCAAACUUUUCUCGAGAAAGCGGGCAACUGCAGACAACUUGUGGCCUUCAUUCGCUCUGUUAUCACUGUCCCUCUCGUGUGUCACCUAAUCUAACGACAUUAUCUUGUUUCGUUGACAUCAUCUCCAUCUGUCUAACCGUGUCCGUUUUGCAGCAUGAGAACCGCCCAAGCACUCACCGGACUCGUUGCCCGUCGCCUUUUCAACACUUCCAAUAGAAUCAUGGCAAGCGGAAAGGUAAAAACGAACGAUUGAACCAGAAAGUAACCGAUUGAUUCCAGACGUUGACCGUCUCGAACAUCAACCCAAAUGUCAUCACGAUGCAGUACGCCGUCCGUGGUCCCAUUGUGAUCCGGGCUGUCGAACUGGAGAAGGAGCUGGCAGCCGGAGCGCAGAAGUCAUUCCCAAAUGUGAUCAAAGCGAACAUUGGAGACGCACACGCAAUGGGUCAGAAGCCGAUCACUUUCAUCCGGCAGCUCCUCGCCUGCAUUGCCAAUCCGUCCAUCAUGCAGACCGACAAGAGCAUCCCGUCCGACGUCAUCGAGCACGCGAACGCCUUCCUCGGGAGCUGUGGAGGCAAGUCUGCUGGUGCGUACAGUCAGAGCACCGGUGUCGAAAUCGUGCGGAAACAUGUCUCCGAGUACAUCAAAAGACGUGACGGCGGAAUUCCUUCCAACUCGGAGGACAUUUGUUUGUCUGGCGGUGCAUCUGAGUCCAUUCGCAAUGUUCUCAAGUUGUUCAUCAACAAGAACAGCUCGAAAAAAGUGGGAGUGAUGAUUCCGAUCCCGCAGUAUCCGCUUUAUUCGGCUACGAUCGAAGAGUUCGGACUCGGACAGGUCGGAUAUUACCUGAGCGAGGCCAGCAACUGGUCCCUGGACGAGGCUGAACUUGAGAGAUCGUUCAAUGACCACCAGAAAGAGUACGACAUCCGUGUUUUGUGCAUUAUCAACCCAGGAAACCCGACCGGACAGGUGCUCUCGCGUGAAAACAUUGAGACGGUCAUCAAAUUCGCUCACAAGAAGAAGCUCUUCCUGUUGGCCGAUGAAGUUUAUCAGGUGAGGGUAUUUUGGCACGUGAAUCAGUAAUUUGUUUUCUAUGCAGGACAAUGUGUACGCACAAGGCUCGCAAUUCCAUUCGUUCAAAAAGGUGCUCACCGAGAUGGGAGAGCCGUACAACAAGUGAGUAAAAGAUUAGCACUUGUCUGCCAACCCAUAGGGUCGAUCUUUUUAUGUGCAGGAUUAGGCCGCACUGGGAUUGAUGGAGGGUUGACGAAAUAGGCGUUUCCAGGCUCGAACUGGCGUCUUUUCACUCGGUUUCGAAGGGAUACAUGGGCGAAUGUGGCAUGCGCGGAGGAUACGUCGAGUUCCUGAACCUGGAUCCGGAAGUGUACGCCCUCUUCAAGAAAAUGAUCUCAGCCAAACUUUGCUCCACUGUGCUUGGACAGGCAGUCAUCGACGCUGUCGUCAACCCGCCGAAAGAAGGAGAUCCAUCGUACGCUCUCUGGAAACAGGAGAAAGAUGCCGUUCUGGCUUCCCUCAAGGAACGCGCUACGCUCGUCGAAAAGGCGUACAGCAGCAUUGAUGGCAUCAGCUGCAAUCCUGUGCAAGGAGCAAUGUACGCAUUCCCGCAGAUCACCAUCCCUCAGAAAGCCGUCGAGAAGGCCCGUUCGCUCAACCAAGAGCCGGACUUCUUCUAUGCGAUGGAGUUGCUCGAGAGCACCGGAAUCUGCAUUGUUCCAGGAAGUGGAUUUGGACAGAAGGACGGAACCUAUCACUUCAGGUAGGCCUUUGUGUCUUUGAGAAGUCUCUCCAACAGAUUAUGUAACAUAAUUUAUGUUUCAGAACGACGAUCCUCCCUCAGCCAGACCUAUUCAAGGACAUGCUUGCCCGGUUCACAGACUUCCACGCCAAAUUCCUUGCCCAGUACAAGUAG